AAUGAAAUCAAAGAGGAACAAGGUGAAGGCCAUCUGUUUCCAAAUAUUGACCAGUGUCAACUGACAUGUAAUGUAGAUCUAGUGCUUCUUCUGUAGGACUCGUUGCAAGAUGACAGAGAAGAAACCACAUGUUGCUGUAAUUGGUGGAGGUCUGGUUGGUGCACUGAAUGCCUGUUUUCUGGCUAAGAGGAACUUUAAGGUUGAUGUUUAUGAGAGGAGAGAUGAUAUUAGGAAAGCUGAACAUGUGAAGGGGCGGAGUAUAAAUUUGGCUCUCUCUACACGUGGUAGAACUGCACUACGAAUGGUAGGACUGGAAGAGGAAGUCUUAAAAAAUGGAAUUCCCAUGCACGCUCGAAUGAUUCACGGAGUGGAUGGAUCCAGGAAUCCAAUCCUGUAUGGCAAAGAAGACCAGUACAUCAUGUCAGUGGACAGAAGGAGACUGAAUGAAGUGCUGCUAUCAGCUGCUGAAGACAAUCCCAAUGUAACCUGUUAUUUUGAACACAAAGUUGUGAGGUGUGACUUCACAACUGGUGAAGUGGAAUUUAUCAACAAAGAGGGGAAAAAAGUGCAGAAUAAGGUUGACCUAAUUGUGGGAAAUGAUGGAGCAUUUUCUGCUGUCCGUAAAGAAAUGAUGAGGGCAACACUAUUAGAUUUCCAACAAGAAUACAUUCCUCAUGGUUAUAUGGAAUUAACCAUCCCUCCCUCUCCUAAGGAUGAAUUUCAGAUGGAGGUGAACUACUUACACAUUUGGCCUCGAAAUGAAUACAUGAUGAUCGCUCUGCCAAACUUGGAUAAAUCCUUUACCUGUACACUUUUCAUGCCAUUUGACAUUUUUGCCAGUAUUAAAACUGAAGAGGAUCUCAUGAGGUUCUUCAGAGAUAAAUUUCCUGAUGCCAUUCCAUUGAUGGGAGAGGAGACUCUAAAACAGAUAUACAUGUCAAGUAAACCCUUACCUAUGGUCUCUAUAAAGUGUUCACCUUACCAUGUCAAAGAUAAGGGGGUGAUAAUGGGGGAUGCAGCCCAUGCUAUGGUUCCAUUUUAUGGACAAGGAAUGAAUGCUGGAUUUGAGGACUGUAUUGUGUUGGAUGAGAUGCUGGACAAAUACAACAACGAUUUCGCCAAGGCCUUACCAGCGUACUCAGAGUUCAGGAAAGUGGACGAUCAUGCUAUUUGUGAUCUGGCCAUGUACAACUAUGUUGAGAUGAGGAAGUCAGUCAACUCUAAGUUAUUCCUCAUGAGGAAGAAGUUAGACAACUUGCUGUUUACGAUCUUUCCUAGCUCUUGGGUGCCUCUAUACACUAUGGUUGCCUUUACCAGAACAAGGUACCAUGAAUGUAUAGAAAAGAGAAAACACCAGGAUGAGAUUUUGAACAAGGUUCUGUACAUUGGAGGAGUCAUCUUGUUCGGUUCCUUAGCAGUGUCAGUUGUACAAAUCCUCAACCAGAAUGGUGUAUCAAUCCAUAGCCUUAAGGACCAUUUUACACAACUAUGGGAGGCCUACUUUUAGCUCAAGGACUACUGUCAAGUUGCAUAAGAAAUACCUCAUGCUACUGUGAUGCUUUGAAGGAUCUGAACUUGUUUUUUAACAUGGUAAAACAUAUGCAUAAUUUGAGUUUAAAGAUAUUUAUUCACUAAAUUUAUAAUAAAUUACAAAAGAUUUUCAUAUAGGAAAUAAUAAUUACGAAUAGCUGAAAAUAUUUGAAUACAGUGCAAGAAAUUUAUAUUUGCAAAAUAUGUAACCAUUGCAAACAAAACUUACAGUAUCUUUAAGUAUCCUUGUUUUGACAGAAGAGUUUCAAAAGAAAUAUCUUGCUCUGUAGUGAAUUUUUUAAGGAUCUGAUCAUAUAUUAUUAUAAAUAUAUACAUAUGCAUUUUUUUUGUUUAAAUAAAUAUACAUUAUUUCAAAAUUACAAAAGUUUGAACAAAUAUGUAACUGAGAUUAUUUUUCUCUGACAUUUAAAUACAGUGCAAAAAUUUACUUUGUGUGAAAUAUAUAACCAAACAAACUUUUUUUUUUUUAUACAUAUGUUUACCAGUUUACUGGAACAAAUGAAUUCUGGCAAUCAUAAUAAUCUGUUUACUUUGUUUUUUUGAUUCUUUAAUAAAUUCUGCAUCUGGUCUUACAACUUCUACUUCAUUCUCGUUU
This is a messenger RNA of Saccostrea cuccullata (small rock oyster), 2146 nucleotides long. Its product is annotated as kynurenine 3-monooxygenase-like. Gene Ontology annotation, molecular function: FAD binding; kynurenine 3-monooxygenase activity. The coding region runs from base 110 to 1507 and encodes 465 amino acids. The transcript is spliced from 14 exons. The record is from RefSeq and is a predicted model, not a curated record. Gene Ontology annotation, biological process: L-tryptophan catabolic process; quinolinate biosynthetic process. Gene Ontology annotation, cellular component: mitochondrial outer membrane. NCBI's taxonomy places the organism in Eukaryota, Metazoa, Mollusca, Bivalvia, Ostreida, Ostreidae.